Molecule: messenger RNA, 1488 nt
Organism: Spodoptera litura
Lineage: Eukaryota; Metazoa; Arthropoda; Insecta; Lepidoptera; Noctuidae
Source: RefSeq, a predicted model, not a curated record
GUUUCUCAAUACGAGGACUAGCAUUGUAAAAUGUAUUUCUUAUAUUAUUUUAUCGCAUGUUAUUCAUCAAUAUUGAUAGCUACAGUAUCCAGCUACGUGGUACUGGUGGGUAACCUCCAUGAUUUUAAAACUAUAAUAAAGAAAAUAGGAUCAGAAAAUCUGGCCACUCAAAUCGAAGAUAUGGUUGAAGGUAGAUAUAAUGCUAGAAAAUUACAAAAAACUAAAGAACAGAACGAUGAGAUAAAUGAAUAUUCAGAUGAGAAUGCAAGAAGUCAGCAAGACACUUUUUAUGAGAUCACAACCCCUACUGUUAAACUAUAUAGGAAAUACGCAAUGACUGAUGAACUCCAGAGUAACGAGAGAGAGAAGGUAUCACAUGGUCGUUCAUCUCGACUGUCUGAACUUACAGUAGAUGAUAUAGUAAUGAAAGUGAAACAAAAGCUACAUCAAGAACUACUGAGCAAUGGUGGUAAAGCCAAAGUUAAAUCGCAAAGGGAGAGAAUACCAUUGGGUGCAAAUAAAUCCGUACGUAAAAAGCAUAAGAAAUCAGCUCAACUGCCUUCACCUACUAAUUUUGAGCAGAACCUCCAAGCUUAUGAUAUAAAUCCUCCAGAUAAGGGUGUCAAAGAAGCUCAGUUUGAUGACGAUCAAGUUCCAGAAGGUUCUCCACCGCAAGUUGUGCAAAAACCGGUAAAAACCAAAAUGAAACAUGGAUCGAAAGUGUCUUCAUCAAACGCUCAAAAACAGGGUAGGAUUAAAAAGAAAAAAAGAGUUCAACAUGUUAAAGAUUCAGAUAAUCAAGUACAGAGAGAUUUGCCCAAAAAAUUGAGAAAAACAAAGAAGGAAGCUGGAAAGAAAAUUCGUAAAACAACGCCUAUGACCACUUUGGAAGCACCACAAGUUGAUAAUGAGGCUGUAGCUGCCAAUUUGGAGAGUAUACCAAGCCCGAAUCACGGCGACCAAGAUAUUUUCGAAGCAGUGAAUCUACAAAAAUCACAUGACAGCUAUGAAGAUUACGUAACUCCUGCAAAAGAGGAUAUGUUUGAGAGUGAAGAGGCCACAACUUCAUUUUCACCAUUUACCAUCAAUCUAAACCCCAAAACGUCAACAGCUCCUACAGCAGUAAUGGAAGCUUUAGCAGAAGACAUUGAAGAAACGGCUAAAGAUGGCGUUGUAGAAUAUGAGGUUGAAUCACCCAAAGCGCAAACAGAAAGUGUUUCUUAUGAAGAAAAAGAAACUAUAAGCGAUUCGAAUGUGACAUCAACAGAUCCACCUAAGGUUGUCUCGAAGAAACCUAAAUUAGGUACGAUGAUACCUACUAGAGAAUUUUAUAAGUUAAGUAGUCCUAAUUACUAUGGAAAACUACCAACUGUUGCUGAAAAAUAUAAUUUUGAUGAACCUAUACCGGAGGCAGAUAGGGAACAUGAAGAUUUGAAGCCUAUAGCAAACCCACCAUCUAGUGUUAAUGGAAAAGUAAAGUUGUCCUAA